GGGUCCUCCGAUUUUGGAAGAGUUACGAUCCUCCCCCUUACAUACAGAGAAAUCAGAAGGAUUCUUUCUCUCCCUGAAAAAGAAAGACCAAAAUGUUGAGAGUUGCCGGCAGGAGGCUAUCUUCUGUGACAUCGUCCUCUUCAUUGUGGAGGCCAAACCAAGUGGCCUCCGCCGUCGUCACUUCCAAUCCGAUCAACCUUGAUGAGCAGCCGAGACCCACCCGUUUCUCCGAUUCAUUUUCGUUCGCUUCCCAAUUUCAUCUUCCUUUUAGAGGUUUUGCUUCUGAGUCUCUCACCCCAAGGAAUGAAAGCGGCAUAAUUCCUGAUGCUCCGCCAACUGUGGCAGCUGUUAAGAACCCGACUCCGAAGAUAGUUUAUGAUGAGCACAACCAUGAGCGUUACCCUCCAGGUGAUCCCAGCAAGCGGGCAUUUGCCUAUUUUGUCCUGACCGGUGGUAGGUUUGUGUAUGCUUCAUUGAUUCGUCUCCUGAUUCUCAAGUUUGUGCUUAGUAUGUCAGCCAGUAAGGAUGUCCUUGCUAUGGCCUCUGUUGAGGUUGAUCUCUCCGGUAUUGAGUCUGGCAACACAGUGACUAUCAAGUGGCGUGGAAAGCCAGUUUUCAUCAGGCGCCGAACUGAGGAGGAUAUCAAGUCGGCAAACAGUGUGGACCUGGCAUCUCUUCGUGACCCACAGGAGGAUUCAGAAAGGGUCAAAAACCCAGAGUGGCUCAUUGUUGUCGGGGUUUGCACACAUCUGGGUUGCAUCCCCUUACCAAAUGCUGGUGAUUUUGGUGGGUGGUUUUGCCCCUGCCAUGGUUCCCAUUAUGAUGUCUCUGGCAGGAUUCGAAAGGGGCCAGCACCUUACAAUCUGGAGGUACCCACUUACUCUUUCCUGGAUGAGAACAAAUUACUUGUUGGUUAAGAAGCAAUGGGACCUCUUUAGGUCGAUAGUGGCUAUUCCAGCCCAAAAAAAUAAAAAAAAAAUAAAAAAAUCAAAGGAUGUUCAAAACUUGUUCCAAAUAUCUCUGUUUAUCUUUGUUUUCCACUCCAUCCCUUUUUGGCACUUGUAGUAUCGGUUAUGUAACUUAAGACAUAGUAACCCGCUGCCCCUGUUGGUGUUGACCUGGAUUUCUGAAUAAGUUGCUUUGGUGUUUGUUCUUGAAUCUGACUGAUUCCAGGAGGCUGCUAAAAAUAUAUUCAAUAGUGUAUGUUAUGGUGUUAUGUUA
This is a messenger RNA of Vitis riparia (riverbank grape), 1221 nucleotides long. Its product is annotated as cytochrome b-c1 complex subunit Rieske-4, mitochondrial-like. NCBI's taxonomy places the organism in Eukaryota, Viridiplantae, Streptophyta, Magnoliopsida, Vitales, Vitaceae. The record is from RefSeq and is a predicted model, not a curated record. Bases 93 to 917 code for a protein of 274 amino acids. Gene Ontology annotation, molecular function: quinol-cytochrome-c reductase activity; 2 iron, 2 sulfur cluster binding. The transcript is spliced from 2 exons. Gene Ontology annotation, biological process: mitochondrial electron transport, ubiquinol to cytochrome c. Gene Ontology annotation, cellular component: membrane.